AUGGAGGAUCUCUGCCAAUAUGCAGCAUCCACAAUACCUACAGAUAUAGGUGUCCAGAUCUCAUACAUCUCGACGCUGGUGACCCACGUGGCGUUGAUUAUCUUCAGUGUCUUCCUCAUUGUGGGAGUCAUCCAGGAGCGCAUAAGCCUGCUGACGCCCUGGGUGGUGGCCAACAUAACGUUCAUGGCUCUGGAGGCUGUGUGUUGCGUGUAUUCCAAUGUCCUGAGAGACCAUAUUAACAAGAGAUUCGACUCCCUUUGUAAGGCUGAGAUGGCGUUCUUCCUUACAAGAGGUUUCUUUAACGUUCUGGCUCUGACCGGCGUAAUGAAGUUCUUCAGGAACCUGCGAGCUGGCAUCACCUACAGGGACCCCGAGGCUAUCGAGCUAUAGGCCCUGUCCACACCGUACCUGGGCUUUCACCUGCUGGCACUGUGCCACCUUAAAAAGGAAGAAAAUGUUGGGUGCACGCCAUCUGUUCUUCAGAGGACUAUCACGCCAUUCGAAAAUAAGAGUGUGGUGUAUUUCCCACGAGAAAAAACUUGUAUAUUUGUGUAUACUCGUGUCUUGGUUUUGUGUUAUAGUUAGUAUGUGUGUGGGGGGAGAGGGAGGGGAGUACAGAUAACCAUAGGCAGGGACUUUAUGAAUGAGCGAGAAGUGAAAAAAAAAUCUUCAACCGGGAGAGAUUCUUGAGAACUUGGAAAUUGUCUGUGUAAGAAGAGCUGAGGGCAGGAAAUUCGUGAGGAGACUUUUUUCAUAGUUUCUCUUCUAGGCUUUUUUUUUUUUUUUUUUUUCUAAGAGAGAAAGGUACAGAGUGACACGCAUGGGUGUAUGAAUUCUUCAGAGAGAGAGAGAGAGAGAGAGAGAGAAGAGAGAGAGAGAGAGAGAGAGAGAGGAGGGGUA
This is a messenger RNA of Penaeus monodon (black tiger shrimp), 900 nucleotides long. RefSeq lists its product as uncharacterized. The record is from RefSeq and is a predicted model, not a curated record. Lineage: Eukaryota; Metazoa; Arthropoda; Malacostraca; Decapoda; Penaeidae. The coding region runs from base 1 to 390 and encodes 129 amino acids. The transcript is spliced from 5 exons.